Dothidotthia symphoricarpi CBS 119687 is the source of this 1317-nucleotide messenger RNA. RefSeq names its product kinase-like protein. Lineage: Eukaryota; Fungi; Ascomycota; Dothideomycetes; Pleosporales; Dothidotthiaceae. Bases 1 to 1317 code for a protein of 438 amino acids. The transcript has a single exon. Gene Ontology annotation, biological process: protein phosphorylation; mitotic DNA damage checkpoint signaling. Gene Ontology annotation, molecular function: protein serine/threonine kinase activity; ATP binding. Gene Ontology annotation, cellular component: nucleus; cytoplasm. The record is from RefSeq and is a predicted model, not a curated record.
AUGGGUUCUAAAGAGGUCCAAACGUAUGCUGGAGACAUGGAUUUCCGUAUCUCAGAAAACUCACUUCCGCCGACCUGGGACUUCGACAAAAAUGAUUCUUUCAUCUACUCGCGUACAGAUAGUUGCCGUGUUUAUCAUAGUGGUCUCCGGAUCUAUGACGAUGGCCGAGAAUGUCGUCCUGAUGGGACCACACAAUUUCCACCAGAGGGCUGCCGAAUUCGGUAUUAUGCUACAGAAGAAGAUGUCCCAUAUACGAAGUCUGCCUUGGAGAACGAAUUAGGACAGGGUGCGUAUGGUAAAGUCGACGUCGUGGAGGCGACCCAUGGGCAGAAGUCACAAGAUAGUCGCAAAUUUGCUCGCAAAGAGUUUCACCAUAGAGGCACGUUCGAUUCAUCCAGCAAGUCCGCAGCACAACAAAAUCUGGAAAGAGAGAUCGAUAUAUACAACAAAUUGGAAAAAGAACAACCGACGCAGCACAGGGUCAAGAUUGUUGAUGCGUACACAGUUGGCAUGAAGCGCUUCUUCUUGAUUAUGCACCCCGUUGCGGAAGGCAGAACGCUCCAGAAUAAGCUUUACGACUUUGCGUUCGACAGAGAAAAUAGAACUGCGGAUGAAAUUGCAAUGCUUCGUCGCGCGAUUGGCUGUCUCACUGUGGCCAUCGCGAGGUUACACGAUAAGGGAUUCCGCCAUCGGGAUCUACAUCCUGGGAACAUACUAUUACACGGGGGCGAAAUUCUAGUAUGUGACUUCGGAGCCUCUUUACAUACACAAUAUAAACAACGAAGCACGACCUCAACCGAUUUUCCACCGAAAAUGGAGCGAUAUGCAGCACCGGAGGUGAUAUCUUCGCUAGGAAAGCGAAACAAGAUGGCAGACGUGUUCUCCCUGGGUGCAAUUCUGUUCGAGAUUGUGUUUGCUAUAUGGGGCCGUGAGGAACUCGAUGAGAGCUUCAGAGAUGGUGGUUACCGGUAUGAGGCUCGGAUAGAUGAAGUUGAAAAAAUGUGCGAUCCCAGCUCUGGUGGCUCGGGCAUGUUAUGGGACAUAGCGCAGAUGUUACAACGCAAUCAGCAGAAUCGCCCUCUGGCGAAAACUGUGGCCUCUCGGAUUUUAAAUAGACUGGAGUCUGAUAAAGAUCCGUUGAUGUGUUCUGAUUGCGAAGGAUGGCUCAGGGAAAGCGGUGAGCCACAAAAGUUACGUGACGAAGUCCAGGAAAUAAUGGAAAGAGUCAGAAAACAAACAGAACUUCAGGAAAGAAGGGAAAAGCGUCAAGCCCUCAAGAAUCUUUCUGUGAAAAGAACUCGGUCCUUUGGAAAUUGA